Equus quagga is the source of this 3675-nucleotide messenger RNA. It is a transcript of the gene PICALM, whose product is annotated as phosphatidylinositol binding clathrin assembly protein. Gene Ontology annotation, cellular component: extrinsic component of presynaptic endocytic zone membrane; synaptic vesicle; clathrin-coated pit. The coding region runs from base 248 to 2308 and encodes 686 amino acids. Gene Ontology annotation, biological process: clathrin-dependent endocytosis; synaptic vesicle budding from presynaptic endocytic zone membrane; clathrin coat assembly. The record is from RefSeq and is a predicted model, not a curated record. The transcript is spliced from 22 exons. Gene Ontology annotation, molecular function: clathrin heavy chain binding; 1-phosphatidylinositol binding; phosphatidylinositol-4,5-bisphosphate binding. Lineage: Eukaryota; Metazoa; Chordata; Mammalia; Perissodactyla; Equidae.
AGGGGUGGGCUGAGCUGAGGCGGGGGCAGGGGAGUGCCCGACACCGUGCCUGACCCCGCGGGUGACACGAGCCGGUUCUUUCCGGGCUGGGUGGCAGCGCGCGGCCCUGAGCCCCGCCCCAGGCCGGCAGGCGGAGAAGGAGCCGGUGGGGGUAGGGGGUGCGGUGGGGGGUGGGAGUCCUCCGGCGCUUGGGGGUCCCAGUCCCCGCCGGCUGCCGAGCGGGAGGGGUGGCGGAGGAGCCGCAGAGAUGUCCGGCCAGAGCUUGACGGACCGAAUCACCGCCGCCCAGCACAGUGUCACCGGCUCCGCCGUAUCCAAGACAGUAUGCAAGGCCACGACCCACGAGAUCAUGGGGCCCAAGAAAAAGCACCUGGACUACUUGAUUCAGUGCACAAAUGAAAUGAAUGUGAACAUCCCACAGUUGGCAGACAGUUUAUUUGAAAGAACUACUAACAGUAGUUGGGUGGUGGUCUUCAAAUCUCUCAUUACAACUCAUCAUUUGAUGGUGUAUGGAAAUGAGCGUUUUAUUCAGUAUUUGGCUUCAAGAAACACGUUGUUUAACUUAAGCAAUUUUUUGGAUAAAAGUGGAUUGCAAGGAUAUGACAUGUCUACAUUUAUUAGGCGGUAUAGUAGAUAUCUAAAUGAAAAAGCAGUUUCAUACAGACAAGUUGCAUUUGAUUUCACAAAAGUGAAAAGAGGGGCUGAUGGAGUUAUGAGAACAAUGAACACAGAAAAACUCCUAAAAACUGUACCAAUUAUUCAAAAUCAAAUGGAUGCCCUUCUUGAUUUUAAUGUUAAUAGCAAUGAACUUACAAAUGGAGUAAUAAAUGCUGCCUUCAUGCUCCUCUUUAAAGAUGCCAUUAGACUGUUUGCAGCAUACAAUGAAGGAAUUAUUAACCUGUUGGAAAAAUAUUUUGAUAUGAAAAAGAACCAGUGCAAAGAAGGUCUUGACAUCUAUAAGAAGUUCCUGACUAGGAUGACAAGAAUCUCAGAGUUUCUCAAAGUUGCAGAGCAAGUUGGAAUUGACAGAGGUGAUAUACCGGACCUUUCACAGGCCCCCAGCAGUCUUCUUGAUGCUUUGGAACAGCAUUUAGCUUCCUUGGAAGGAAAGAAAAUCAAAGAUUCUACAGCUGCAAGCAGGGCAACAACACUUUCCAAUGCAGUCUCUUCCCUGGCAAGCACUGGCCUGUCUCUUACCAAAGUGGAUGAAAGGGAAAAGCAGGCAGCAUUAGAGGAAGAACAGGCUCGUUUAAAAGCUUUAAAGGAACAGCGCCUAAAAGAACUUGCAAAGAAACCUCAUACCUCUUUAACAACUGCAGCCUCUCCUGUGUCCACCUCUGCAGGGGGUAUAAUGACUGCACCAGCCAUUGACAUAUUUUCUACCCCUAGUUCUUCUAACAGCACAUCAAAGCUACCAAAUGAUCUGCUUGAUUUGCAACAGCCAACUUUUCACCCAGCUAUACUUCCUAUGUCAACUGCUUCUCAGGUAGCAAGUACAUGGGGAGAUCCUUUCUCUGCUACUGUAGAUGCUGUUGAUGAUGCCAUUCCAAGCUUAAAUCCUUUCCUCACAAAAAGUAGUGGUGAUGUUCACCUUCCCAUUUCUUCAGAUGUAUCUACUUUUACUACUAGGACACCUACUCAUGAAAUGUUUGUUGGAUUCACUCCUUCUCCGGUUGCACAGCCACAUCCUUCAGCUGGCCUUAAUGUUGACUUUGAAUCUGUGUUUGGAAAUAAAUCUACCAAUGUUAUUGUAGAUUCUGGGGGCUUUGAUGAACUAGGUGGACUUCUCAAACCAACAGUGGCCUCUCAGAACCAGAGUCUUCCUGUUGCCAAACUCCCACCUAACAAGUUAGUAUCUGAUGACUUGGAUUCAUCCUUAGCCAACCUUGUGGGUAAUCUUGGCAUUGGAAAUGGAACCACUAAGAAUGAUGUAAAUUGGAGUCAGCCUGGUGAAAAGAAGCUAACUGGAGGAUCUAACUGGCAACCAAAGGUUGCCCCAACAACUGCUUGGAAUGCUGCAACAAUGAAUGGCAUGCAUUUUCCACAAUACGCACCCCCCGUAAUGGCCUAUCCUGCUACUACACCAACAGGCAUGAUAGGAUAUGGAAUCCCACCUCAAAUGGGAAGUGUACCUGUGAUGACACAACCAACCUUAAUAUACAGUCAGCCUGUCAUGAGACCACCAAACCCCUUUGGUCCUGUAUCAGGAGCACAGCUGUCGGCAGCAUCCAGCCCCUCCAGUCACAGUCCUCACAGAGCUUCAGGAAAGGACCCUUUUGCAGAGCUCUCUUUGGAGGAUUUCUUAUAAAUCACUUUAGAUACAAUUUAUGUAAUUAGAUGGAAGAGAAUGGAAUUAUUUCAAAAAGACAAGUGCUCAAGCAGCUAAUACUUACUUCCAGCAAAAUCCAAACUGCUGUCUCUUAAACUCUCUUCUUCCAUUAGAAUGCUACAGUAACCCAGUGAAGGCCCAUGAAGGAAAUUGGGACUAGUCUAUAGGAGAACAUAUCAAUACAGUUUAUAAAGCCAAGAAUUGCCAUGAUUUCAGACUAAGAUCUGUCUUUUUGGUGACUAACCCUUCAGUUCUUUCAACUUCUGUUAAUACCCAUAAUCAGUAACCUACCGAGAAAAGCCCUUAUUUGGAAAGUAUGAAAUUUGUAUUUGGAAAAGCUGCCUGGAGGGAAGAGCUGUGUCCUUUACUGUAAUGCAACAGGACUCUUCUGGGGGGGAUCAAAAUCAUAAUUCUUAAUUAUGCAGUAUCUUUCUUUUCUCCAGUCCUCACAGAUAUAAAAACAGUAACUAAAAUUAACUUUUCUUUUUAAAAAAAAUAUAUAUUCAGUUUGCAGUAGACAUUCCUUAAGUAUUUGUAUUUAUUUAUGAUUAUCAAUUUACGUAACAUUAAUAUUGUAUCAAACCUCCUUAUGAAAAUGAGUAUGGAUGUACACAGUAUGUUUGAUUUUUAUCCAUAAGAAUGAAUCUGAUUCAGAAUGCUUUCAGCUGGCAUACAGAGCACUAAAUAUUUUAAGGCAAGUCCAUAGGUCUGAAUCGCUUAAGAAUUCUCAGUCUCUAUGGGAUUUAGGGAAGCAUUAUAAAUGCAUUAAUCCUUAUAGUCAAUUCUGUGCCUAGGAUUUUGCAAGGGAACAGUUCACUGACUAGGAGAAGCACUACAUUUUAAAUUCAGCAUUAGUGCAUUGGGAAGGAACUUUUACUGCUUUGUGCUUGGCAUGUCAUUAUUUUCCAUUUGACAUUAGGGCCUUUCCAAAAUGAAUGUGAGGAAUUGCUUUCACUUCAAGACUUUCCUUCUUUUCAGUAAAACUAGGAGGUGUUAUGGGGGGAGGGAAGAGGGCAAAAUCCUUGAACCUUUUAUUUGGCUCAUGCCAUGUUAUGAUCAUGUACCUUUUAAAUAAGGGGAAAUAGUAUCUUUAAAGUUAAUGUGUAGGCAAGAGUUUAGUUAAAGAAUUAAACUGCACUGUUGAUCGGUGCUUUGUGUAAAUACAUCUUAAUGUUUAGGUUGAGAGGGGCCUUAAGAAGGACAGUUUGUUGUAGGAAAGCAAUUCUGUACAUGAGUUUAAGCAUACUUGUUGCAUUGUCUCUGCAGAUUCUAUUUUUGUUUACAAUAUUAAAAUGUAUGUUAGCAAAAAUGGGUGGAUUUUCAAAUAAAAUGCAGCUUCCACAAAA